Molecule: messenger RNA, 807 nt
Organism: Miscanthus lutarioriparius
Lineage: Eukaryota; Viridiplantae; Streptophyta; Magnoliopsida; Poales; Poaceae
Source: the annotation of a GenBank genome assembly
AUGGCAACUAGUAAAGCUGCCGCUGCCCAUAGCACCGCCCCUAUCGCUACCAUCGAAUAUCGUGGCAUAGCAAGGCUACCAAGUGGCAAGUGGCGCAGUUACAUCGUCAAUCGAGAUGGCUGGUCUUUUGAUGUUGGUGAUUUUGGGACAACAGAGGAAGCAGCACUCGCACAUGAUCGGGCCAUACUUGCCAUCCUAGGACCAAACACAUCUGCAAUGGUGCUCAACUUCCGAGCCGCAUUCAGCGACACAGAGCUACGGUUCCUACAUGGUCGCCAUGCACCGGCGAGGCCCGCAGGCGUCAUCGCCAUGGUGUGUAUGAGUGGAGAUGGCAGCUAUGAUGCCGAGCUUGCUCGGUUCUCAGCGCGUGCAUUUGAUGCAUACAUGGACCCUGAGCUAGCACUCGAUGUGGCCAACUUCCGUGUUGCACAUGGUGACAUGCUACACCGUCUGAAGGAGGAGGCUACUGCCACAAUUGGCACCAAUGCCAACCAAGUGGCAUGUGCUAAGGCGGAGCUGGAUGUUGAGAGGAAGGCGUUUGUGGAGGCCACCAGAAACAAGGCCACUAACAAGACUUGGGUUGAGACAUACCACAAACGACAACAACAAACUGGUCCGACAUUUGAGGACGAGAACAGGUGGCCUCAGGUAUUACCCAUUGCCGAUGUCCAUGUAGAUUGGUUCCCUGGAGAAGAGCUAAUCUACAUGCCUCAUGGCAGUAGCCAUGUCGAUGAGAUGAUCCUAGGAAACACCCCAAUCAAGAACACCAAACCAGAUGCAUGCAUGCCGGAUGAUUUUUUGAUUUGA